UGCACAACAACAGCUUCCAUCUUGCAACACGACAUCACAGUAAUUGUUUGGUGCAAUGGGAUUACAUACACCAGUCCUGUUGGCGAUAACGGUGGACUAAGAUGUUUUGUUUACAACUCUUUCUAUAACCAUACCCCUUCGCUCACGUAUCCGGAUUCUUUCCGGCACGAAGAUUGCUUUACAAUGUGGCAACGAGUGGUGGAAACAUAUGCCGAACUCGUUGAACAGUACAUGGUGAUUCGGGAAUCCAUGUCCACGCUUCGACUCAGCAGGUCUGAGCUGGCUCUGUUGACGAUACGAAAGAGCUGGCACGACGUCAAGCUUGGCUGGCAAGACUGGAGAGACCAUCCGAGCAGAUCAAUACAACUUGCUGUUUUGACUAUGGCAGUCUUCGGUGCAGUGGUAAUCUUGGACAAGAUUAUCCUACAAUUCACCUCCCUUCGCCGUUAUGGACUGCCGGUAUUGAAACGACCGAAGGGUGUUCACCGAUGGGACUACGCAGCACUACUGCAGGAAGGGGCACGUCGCUACCCCGACACCCCGUACAUUCUCACAUACUCUGGCUACGAGUACAUUGUUUAUCCAUCGUCCAGCUUUGACGAGAUAAAACGCCUCCCUGCAUCGCAGGCAUCCAUGAUCGAGUGGUUCACCCACGUUUUCUUUCAGGGGUGGCGGUUCCUCGGCCACGAGUCGAGCAGUCUCUACAAAACUGUCGGUGUAGAUCUCACAAGAGCCGUCCCUUCAUACGUUCAGGAGCGGCAACAACAUGCGCGACGGGCGUUUGAGCUGGUGACAGGCCCAUGCUCGGACUGGAAGCCUUUUGCCUUAUUCCAAACUGCGAUGGACCUGAUCGCCAUUACCAACGCCACGGGACUGGUCGGUCCUGAACUCGGAAUUGACCAGAGAUGGCGAAAGGCGGUACAGCGGUUUGUCAUGGCAAUGAUGGGCGCCAUCUUUGCCUCCCACGCGGUCCCCGGCAUCAUCCGUCGCGCCAUUUCGCCCAUCGUGUUUACUCCGGCAUGGUGUCUCUACUAUUAUAUGAGUCGGCUUUUGCUGCCUAUAAUACGAGACGAACUCGGGACGCACAAACCCGAUCAGGACGACACCAAGAGCGGAAUGGCGCCCCUCGAAGCGAAGGCCGACGGGACUCGGAAUUUCCCAAUGAUCAAGUGGCUAAUGGCACGAUAUAAGGUUGAAGAGGCUACCCCAAGACAGGUGGCUCACGACUUGAUCGUGGCCUCGUUUGAGUCAACACCUUCGAUGGCCGGAACGCUCUACAUGAUACUAUCGGAACUAGUGAUUCGGCCAGCCCUGAUCGAGGAAAUCCGAGAUGAACUCUCCCGCAACAUGGUGGACGGCAGGUUACCCCAGACGAACCUUGGGGAGCUAAAGAAGCUUGACAGCGUCAUGCGCGAGUCAUCUCGCGUUAACCCUUUCGGUUACCUGACGCUCUUCCGAAGGUUAAAGCAACCGGUCCAACUGUCUGUUGGUCCAAGACUCCCGGUUGGUUCCCUCAUAUGCGUCGAUGCAUACCACAUUGGGAUAUCCGAAGCCUUGUGGACAGACCCCAAGACCUUCGAUCCGAUGCGUUUCCUAAAGCUUCGACAACAGCCUGGCCAUGAAGCAAUGCACCAGUUUACCAGUCUCGGCGCUGAUUCUCCAGGAUGGGGGGAUGGCCUGCAAGCAUGUCCCGGGCGGGCCUUUGCUGGGAACACGCUCAAGAUCGUGCUUGCCCACCUACUGAUGAACUACGAUAUCAAGUUGCCCUCCAGGGCUGAAAAGCCCAAGCGGUUCUCGAUGCCCAACGGGUCUUUGGCUCCGGAUAUGAACGCACAGCUUUUGCUCCGAAAGCGCAGGAUUAAGGUCGAUUGAUGACCGAACUAGGAGCCCCGAUGAGGGAAGAAAAGUCUAUGAAUCCAAGGACGGUAUCUGCAAGUAUUAUAUAGUACACUCUAUCUUGUCAAUCCAAGCAAUCAAUCGUUUCUCGGAGCCA
Chaetomium fimeti is the source of this 1993-nucleotide messenger RNA. RefSeq names its product cytochrome P450. Lineage: Eukaryota; Fungi; Ascomycota; Sordariomycetes; Sordariales; Chaetomiaceae. The record is from RefSeq and is a predicted model, not a curated record. Bases 184 to 1872 code for a protein of 562 amino acids. Gene Ontology annotation, molecular function: iron ion binding; heme binding; monooxygenase activity. The transcript has 2 exons.